Papaver somniferum (opium poppy) is the source of this 948-nucleotide messenger RNA. RefSeq names its product F-box/kelch-repeat protein At1g57790-like. The record is from RefSeq and is a predicted model, not a curated record. NCBI's taxonomy places the organism in Eukaryota, Viridiplantae, Streptophyta, Magnoliopsida, Ranunculales, Papaveraceae. The transcript is spliced from 2 exons. Bases 1 to 948 code for a protein of 315 amino acids.
AUGUUUCCUCAAGUGUAUCCGCCAAGACCAAAUAUUUCCCCUGCCUUGUUGCUUUAUAACUGUUUUGACGAUGAUGGGUCCAUCUUCAGUUUUGUAGAUCCAAUGCAUAACGAGAAGUACUCCAUGAAAAAGGAUCUUAGUUCUGAACAUUUGCUUCUGGCGGGUGCUACAAUCCGUUUCUCUAAGUAUGGCUGGCUCUUACUAAUUUCGAAAGACAUGAAAACUCCAUUCUUCUACAAUCCCUUGACGAAGGUGAUCAUCCGGCUUCCUAAUUUUCCAGAUGUAGGCCACAUGUUAUACUUAAGUGGCAUGUCAUUCUCGUCUUCACCUACUAGUCCAGAUUGUGCAAUUUUUGCAAUCCAACCUAUGAAACGCAACGCAAUCUCAAUCUAUGCAAUUAAAAGAGGAAGUUGUGCAUAUUGGAGAUAUCGUGUACUUCGAAACUUAGAUGGCUCUUUUGUGCCAUGUUUCAACAAUCCUGUUUUCUUCCGCAUGGAGUUCUUCUGCUUAGAUUAUUCGGGAACAUUAGGACGGUGUGUUAUAGAUGAUGAAGACAGCAACAACGGACUGCAUUGGGGAGUUUCCAGUAAGCCUUUAAAACAGUUUAACGAUGCAUUUCCAAGUUACUUGGUAGAGUGUGACGGGAAUCUUUUACUAGUGAAUGUUGGGCCUGUCGGAGAAACGGUCGGGGUAUUUAAUUUAGACUGGACCAAUAAGGUUUGGGCUAAAAUUGAAAGUUUGGGAAGACAUAUGUUGUUCAUCAGUAUGUAUAACUACUCUAUCAAUGAGAUUCAUGCACAACAAAAGAGUAUUGAUGAUCCUGCUGCUCCUGCAUCUGCUACCAACUUCUACGAUACAAAGGAGAUGUGCAACUGCACUUGGAUUGAACCCGACUGGUCACAAGGAAAUUCACCUACAGAUGAUCCAGAUCACCUUUGGUUGGCUUAG